Molecule: messenger RNA, 2864 nt
Organism: Equus quagga
Lineage: Eukaryota; Metazoa; Chordata; Mammalia; Perissodactyla; Equidae
Gene: SLC6A20
Product: solute carrier family 6 member 20
Exons: 11
Coding region: 89-1867 (592 amino acids)
Biological process (GO): sodium ion transmembrane transport
Cellular component (GO): plasma membrane
Molecular function (GO): L-proline transmembrane transporter activity
Source: RefSeq, a predicted model, not a curated record
CAGGCCGAGCCAGACGGGACGGGGCGCCUGGCGGCCGCGCAGCGAAGCAGCAGAGCGCGGCGCCCGAGCGGGAGCGAGCUCCGCGGCCAUGGAGAAGGCGCGGCCGCUGUGGGACAACCCGCUGCAGUUCGUGUUCGCCUGCAUCUCGUACGCCGUGGGCCUGGGCAACGUGUGGCGCUUCCCCUACCUGUGCCAGAUGUACGGCGGAGGUAGUUUCCUGGUGCCCUACCUCAUCAUGCUCAUCGUAGAGGGAAUGCCGCUCCUGUACCUGGAACUGGCGGUGGGACAGCGCAUGCGGCAGGGCAGCAUAGGUGCCUGGAGGACCAUCAGCCCCUACCUCAGUGGUGUCGGCGUGGCCAGCGUGGUGGUGUCCUUCUUCCUCUCCAUGUACUACAACGUCAUCAACGCAUGGGGCUUCUGGUACCUCUUCCACUCCUUCCAGGACCCCCUGCCGUGGUCUGUCUGCCCACUGAAUGGCAACCGCACAGGCUACGAUGAGGAGUGUGAGGCAGCCUCCUCCACGCAGUACUUCUGGUACAGGAAAACCCUCAACAUCUCGCCGUCCAUCCAGGAGAACGGGGGCGUGCAGUGGGAGCUGGCGCUGUGCCUCAUCCUGGCCUGGCUCCUGGUGUACCUGUGCAUCCUGCGGGGCACUGAGUCAACCGGCAAGGUGGUGUAUUUCACUGCAUCGCUGCCCUACUGUGUGCUCUUCAUCUACCUGAUCAGGGGCCUCACGCUCCAUGGAGCCACCAAUGGCCUGGCCUACAUGUUCACUCCCAAGAUGGAGCAGCUGGCCAACCCCAAGGCCUGGAUCAAUGCAGCCACCCAGAUCUUCUUCUCGCUGGGCCUGGGGUUCGGCAGCCUAAUUGCCUUCGCCAGCUACAAUGAGCCCUCCAACAACUGCCAGAAGCACGCCAUCAUCGUGUCCCUCAUCAACAGCUCCACCUCCAUAUUCGCCAGCAUCGUGACCUUCUCCAUCUACGGCUUCAAGGCCACCUUCAACUAUGAAACCUGUUUGAACAAGGUGAUUCUGCUGCUGACCAAUUCUUUCGACCUUGAAGAUGGCUUUGUGACAGCCAGCAACCUGGAGCAGGUGAAGGGCUACCUAGCGUCCGCCUACCCCAGCAAAUACAGCGAGGUGUUCCUCCAGAUGAAAAACUGCAGCUUAGAGUCGGAGCUGAGCACGGCAGUCCAGGGCACUGGCCUGGCUUUCAUCGUCUACUCGGAGGCCAUUAAGAACAUGGAGGUGUCCCAGCUGUGGUCGGUGCUCUACUUCUUCAUGCUGCUGAUGCUGGGCAUGGGGAGCAUGCUGGGGAACACGGCCGCCAUCCUCACCCCUCUGACGGACAGCAAGGUCAUUUCCAGCCGCCUGCCCAAGGAGGCCAUCUCAGGUCUCCUGUGCCUCGUCAGCUGUGCCAUCGGCAUGGUGUUCACCAUGGAGUCCGGCAACUACUGGUUCGACAUCUUCAACGACUACGCUGCCACGCUGUCCCUGCUGCUCAUCGUCCUGGUGGAGACGCUCGCCGUGUGUUACCUGUACGGGCUCAGGAGAUUUGAAAGUGACCUUAAGGCAAUGACCGGCCGCACCCUGAACUGGUACUGGAAGAUCAUGUGGGCCGGCGUGAGCCCACUGCUCAUCAUCAGCCUCUUUGUCUUCUACCUGAGUGACUACAUCCUCUCCGAGGCCCUGCAGUACCAAGCCUGGGACGCCUCCCAGGGCCAGCUCGUGACCAAGAAUUACCCGCCGCAUGCGCUGGCCGUCAUUGGGCUACUCGUGGCCUCCUCCAUCAUGUGCAUCCCCCUGGUGGCCCUGGGCAUGUUCAUCAUGCGCUGCCUCAGGAGGGCAGACACAGCCUCCGUGGCCUGAGAACUGGCCUUGCGGGGACUGCUGUCAGCCGCUCACGGUUUUACAGCUACGAUUUACAGACGGAGCCUCCUUGGCGGCUUUUUAAAAUAUUUACUCCAGAAGUGCUCUGCCCAUCAUCCUCCUGAGUCUGUCCAGAAGAAUUAGGAAGGCGUGGAGGAGGAAGAUCCCCACCCCCCAUCCCCGAAGCAGCCCUUUGUCCCCUCUGCCUCCCCCCAAGGUUAUUGUCACCAAAGAGGCAGGUUUUUCAGGACCAGUCUUGAAGAUAUUUGCUUUCUUGAUUCUAGGAAAGUCCCAGAAUUAGGGCACACUGUGAGAUGAAAUUUGACUAUAAUUUUUAUGGAAUAAAAUUUAAGCUUUUUUUUUUUUUCUGAAGAGAUCUCAAAAUAUUAGAGGGCAAUCAUUUUUAGAUCAGUUUGAAAAGGAGUUUUGUAAGUGCCUGACAUACUUGCAUGUCAUUGGUACAAAAUUAGUUCUGUUUUUAGUCACAGUGAGUAUGCCAUUGCUGUGUUCUCCUUCACUAAUAGGAUUGACUGGCCGUAAAGAAAGAAGGCCUUUGUUUGGGGCCUGCGAGGGAACUCACUUUUCUCUAAUCUGAGGUCUCUCACAGAGGCUCCAGGACCAGUCCUCUUUACAAAAAUUGCCCCAACUACAGUUUGCAACCCCAAACCACCUCGGGCAUGGUGACGUGAGGAGUCGAUGCCCCCGGCCCCGCCCCUAGUGUCUCAGCGCACUGGAAAACGUGCGAGCCACCGCGAGGAGGAAAUGAGUCUAGCUUUCCCAGAGGCUUCAUGUUAUAUUUGGACGUGACAGCCAGUUCUUUCUAGGAGAGACCACGAACAUUACUUACAAUCACUUAUAAAUUAUUUAUCUGUACAGAAGUUUUCUAAAUAUACAUAACUUAUACAGAGCACCUUAUAAGUGAAGACAAGCUGUUUUUUUUUAGUUAAGAUUAUGAUAGUUAACAACCUUGUGAAAUUACAGUUGUACAUCAUUAUUA